Molecule: messenger RNA, 702 nt
Organism: Impatiens glandulifera
Lineage: Eukaryota; Viridiplantae; Streptophyta; Magnoliopsida; Ericales; Balsaminaceae
Product: flavonol 7-O-beta-glucosyltransferase UGT74F1-like
Exons: 1
Coding region: 1-702 (233 amino acids)
Source: RefSeq, a predicted model, not a curated record
AUGGAGAACCAAGCAUCGACAACUGCUUAUAAAGCCCACAUCAUUGUGCUCCCAUUUUAUGCACAAGGUCACAUAAACCCUGUACUUCAAAUUGCUAAGCGUUUUGCCUCUAAAGUCAUCAAAAUUACUGUAGCAUCACUUGCAUCAGUUGGAAGCGCUGUACAUCAUGAGUCCUUUUCAUUUGAGCCAAUAUACGAUGAUUAUAAAGAAGGUGGUUAUGCAGGACCAGGAGGAUACAAGGGCUUUGUUCAAAGGUUUGAUGCUACUGCACCUGUUAAUUUAAUUCAAGUCAUCAAGAAGUUAGAACAAACUAAACACCCAGUUAAGUGUUUAUUGUAUGAUCAAUCUGUAUCAUGGGCUAUCGAUAUAGCCAAGCAGCAAGGACUGGCUUCAUUUGCAUUUUUUACAAUGUGUUGUACUAUGAUUGCAAGUUUAUAUCCAUUGUAUCAUGAGCUUGUAAAUGAACCAUUACCCAUCUCUUCUUUUCCAUUACCUGAUUUACCUGAGAUGAGAAGUCCAUAUGUUCCAUCAAUGGGUUCCACUACUAGCCGAUUUUCACCUCUCGUAGGAACCCUUGUUGAACAAAUCAAGGAUAUUGGCAGAGCAGAUCGGGUUUUAUUCAACACCUACAAUGAAUUGGAACAAGAGGUGAUUAGUGAUUAUUUCCUUCACAUUUUCAUCGUUUUCCCUAUUAUAUCUUAA